Closterium sp. Yama58-4 is the source of this 7164-nucleotide messenger RNA. The record is from the annotation of a GenBank genome assembly. NCBI's taxonomy places the organism in Eukaryota, Viridiplantae, Streptophyta, Zygnematophyceae, Desmidiales, Closteriaceae.
AUGGACCGCGUAUUUCGGCGCCGAUCGCGCAUGCGUUCAGCUAGCAGCGGCGCAGACGGACUGCCCGCUGAUUGGUCAGGGCAUCGACCCGUACACGGCGGGGAUCGUGUCGGAGAAGCCGAAAGUGUUCUCUCCGUGCAGCUCAAGAAACUCGUCACCGUCGACGCCGUGAAGUACAGCUACUUCGCGUAUUUCCAAAUCAUCUCCACGUGGCGAGACCCUCGAGUGAACGACACACUGGCGAUAAACAACGCGGUGAACGCGUUCGGGCCGGCGAUCACGGGGCUGGCGACAGCCAAGUGCAUGCCGGGCGUGACGUUUUCGGGGUUCAACAUAAGCCAGAAGGACGAGUGUUUGAAGACGCCGAAGCAGAACAACCUGCCGCAGAUGGACGGCUGCAGCAAGCCGUGCACUCCUUCGGGCACCAUGUGCUGCGACUCCAUCUGGAUCCCCUCGCUCACCAUCGACAACGUCCUCUUCUACCCGCAGGACCGCUUCCAAACCGAGAGCAUAUAUUUCUUCGGGCAGUACAGCAACGAGGCCAGCGCCAUCGACAGAGAAGUCGUCGUUGGAGGCGAGUUCUCUUCACCCCUCAGCUUCAAGAAAUUUCCUCUUGACUCUCAGACGCUGCGGCUGAGCAUUCAGGUGCAGAGCGGCGAGUUCUACCUGGUGGGGAGCAACUCGGGACGGCAGUCGGAGCAGGGGGGAGGGCAGCUGGGGGGAGGGGGAGGCACGUACGUGAAUGAUGAGGUCACGGGCUGGAAGAUCAAUGGCGUGGCUCUCAACUGCACUCCCUCUGAUACCACCGUCUCCACCUCCGCCACCUACCAUCCCGAUGACCCCUGGUACGCAUUCUCUCAGAACUCACCGUCAGACAGUGGCAGCAGCAACGCCAACGAGUCCACAUCGUGUGUCUUCACCAUCCAGAUCUCCCGCACCAGUGGCGUCUACAUCAUCUCCAUUGUGGUGCCAGUGAUGCUGAGCGUGUAUCUCUGCUUCUCCGUCUUCUUUGCUCGCCCUGACGACCUUGAGACUCGGUCCGCUACUUUUGUCACGCUCUUCCUCGCCCUGUCAGCCGUGCAGUUCGUCAUUGACAGCCAGCUGCCGCGCUCAUCAGUGAUGACGCAGUUUGGCUAUCUGGUCAUCAUCUCAUACGUCUUCAUCUCACUCACUGCCGUGGAAACCCUCAUUGUCUACCUCAUCGCCGAUCGGCUGGAGAAGGACGUGGUGGAGACGGUGGGGGACAUGGCAGAGGGGGCCUCACGCGCCCUCCAGAGUACCCGAAAUAAGCCAGGGUCCCAAAGCCCACAGAAGGUGGACAAAGCCUGUGCCUUUGUGCCCGGCAAGGCUGAGGGGGGGGGAGAGGAGAGUCAGGAGCUGUGCCCUGUGGUGAGAGAUGAGGAGGACGACGAGGAGGUGGAAGAGGGGAACGAAGAAGCGGCCAGUGGCGGAGCAGAGAAGUUUCAAUCCGCCUGCCUAAAUCCCGAAAAGCCGCCACUUCAGAAAUCCUGGCACUUCAGCCUCUUUGGGUACCACCUCAAGCACGUUGACGACGAGCAUGCAAAGUCGGGCAAUUAUCUUCUCGCAGCCAGAAUCGACUUUGUGUGCUGUACUCUCUUCUUCAUUGGAUACACUCUCACUAUCGCGUUCCCUGUAUUUGAUUUCCGCACCUUUUGUCUCGCCGCUUUUAUAGGAUCACCUUUUGUUCAGUACAUCCGCUCUGGAUCGAUUGCUAUGAAGACGAGGCAACGAUGCGCCGCAUUACCCGCGUCUCCCACGCUACUACUCGCGAUCCUCAUAACGGUCGUUCUGAUCAUCGACUGCCACGUGGAAUCUGCACGAAUUGGGCGGCAGCGGACGAACUCCAGACGUCCCCUUCGCACGAAGAACACUCGGGUUCCCUCCCGCCGCCUCGGAAGCGAGAUUUUUGACGGCAUUGAUACAGGCGGAAGCGGCAGUGAUUCUGGCACGGAUGUCGCUGUCGGUGUCAGUGACGUUAACGGCGGCGGUGAUGCUGGGAGCAGCACCGACACUAGCGGUGAUGGAGGGGGAUUCAAUGAAGCCGAUUUUAGCGAUACGGUCGGAUCGAAUGACACUGAUUCUGGCGGGGACAUGAACGGAGGCGAUUUGACUGGAGAUAACAACACUGAUUCUGGCGGGGACAUUAGCAACGGAGGCGAUUGGACCGAUGCUAACAACACUGAUUCUGGCGGUGACACUAGCGGAGGCGACUGGACCGGAGAUAAUAACACUGAUUCUGGCGAGGACAUUAACGGAGGCGAUUGGACCGGAGGAGAUAACAAAACUGAUUCUGGCGGGGACAUUAACGGAAGCGAUUGGACUGGCGAUAACAACACUGAUUCUGGCGGGGACAUGAACGGAAGCGAUUGGACGGGGACUAACAACACUGAUUCUGGCGGGGGCAUCAGUAACGGAGGCGAAUGGACCGGAACUAAUAACACUAAUUUAGGUGGGGACAUUAGUAACGGAGGCGAUUGGACCGGAACUAAUAACACUGAUUCUGGCGGCGACCUUAACGGAGGCAAUUGGACAGGAAAUAACAACACUGAUUCAGGCGGUGACUUUAACGGAGGCAACUGGACCGGAACUAACAACACUGAAUCUGGCGGUGACUUUAACGGAGGCGAUUGGGCCGGAACUAACAACACUAAUUCUGGCGGUGACUUUAACGGAGGCAACUGGACCGGAACUAACAACACUGAUUCUGGCGGUGACUUUAACGGAGGCAACUGGACCGGCACUAACAACACUGAUUCUGGCGGUGACUUUAACGGAGGCAACUGGACCGGAACUAACAACACUGAUUCUGGCGGUGACUUUAACGGAGGCAACUGGACCGGAACUAACAACACUGAUUCUGGCGGUGACUUUAACGGAGGCAACUGGACCGGAACUAACAACACUGAUUCUGGCGGUGACAUUAACGGAGGCAACUGGACCGGAACUAACAACACUAAUUCUGGCGGUGAUUUUAAUGGAGGCAACUGGACCGGAACUAACAACACUGAUUCUGGCGGUGACUUUAACGGAGGCAACUGGACCGGAAAUAACAGCACUAAUUCUGGCGGUGAUUUUAAUGGAGGCAACUGGACCGGAACUAACAACACUGAUUCUGGCGGUGACUUUAACGGAGGCAACUGGACCGGAAAUAACAGCACUGAUUCUGGCGGUGGCGGCGAUGGUGGAGCAGGGGGCAGCGGCGAUGGUGGUAACCCUGGCGGCGGCGACGUGUCACCCCCUGGUCCUCCAAUGGCAGGAGACAAAGCCCUGGGUCUCGCCCCUCCUCAGAAGUCGAAUGUGCUUCUAUCGAUGCCGGACUUCAACCCUGUCUCCCGCUACGCCACAUCUCAGAUAUCCUUCGAUGCGACGACGGGCGCCCCCCAGUGGACGCUCGUGAACAACGUGUCGCACGUCGCAGUGCUGUCGCCUGUUGAGGACCAGGGCGCGUGCGGGAGAGUUCCCUUCACGCUACUCCUUCAUCCCCCCGGUCUACUCCUCCCUCAUCCCUCCCUCGUCCUUUUUCUCCCCGGCCCCCCCGCACGCCCCCGCUCCCACCCCCCACCAGCCGCGUGCUGGGCGUUCGCGGCGGCGGCAGCGGUGGAAGCCGCGGUGGCGAUUUUCACCGCGACGACGCCCGCGCGCGCGUCGCUGUCCGCGCAGCAGCUGCUGGACUGCGCGCCGGGCACGUGCAUGGGCGGGUACCCCGAGGACGCGCUGCAGUACAGCUCCACCGCGCUGCUGCGCCGCGCCUCGCAGUACCCCUACAUCAUGGACAAGAGCACGUGCCGCGGAGGACUCCAGGUGAGCGACGCAGAGCUGGUCUCAUGGAACCGUAGAGCACGCACAGCACGCACAGCAAGCCGAACCCUCCGCAUUCCACCCGACCCACCACCGGCUUCUCUCACACGCCAUUCAUCUGCACACCCUCCGCUCGUCCCCAUCCGCACCCGUCUCGCAGCAAGCGGCAUCGGCGGUGGCGCUGGGGGGCAAGCGGCGUCGGCGGUGUCGCACUUCGAGCAGGUGGCGUUGGAGGGGUCACUGGGACCCAUGCUGGCCGUGCGGCUCCGCACCGGCUCUCCGCUCACAUCUGCGCACCCUCCUCCCCCCUCACCCCCGGUCUCGCAGCAAGCGGCAUCAAUGGUGUCGCACUUCGAGCAGGUGGCGUUGGAGGGGUCGCUGGGGCUCAUGCUGGCCGUUCGACAGCAGCCCGUCGUCGUCUCCAUCCUCGCCUCCGCGCCCGACUUCGUCGCCUACAAGUCGGGCAUAUACAGCAACGCCACGUGCUUCUCCCCCAGCAACCCCGUGCUGGACCACGUGGUGCUCGUCGUAGGCUUCCACUUCCUCUCCGCCGCCUCGGAUGAGAACUACUUCAUCAUCCGCAACAGCUGGGGCAGCAAGUGGGGCGAGGGCGGCCACAUGCGCAUCGCCAUGACGUCCGCGUACGGUGGCAUGUGCGGCAUGACGUACCAGCGCGGGCUCUACCCCACCAUCAAAGCGAGCCUGAUUCAGGAUCCGUGCAAGCUGGCGGUGUGCGGGGGUGGCACGUGCACGAGGACAGGUGUGGGCCGGUACACAUGCGACUGCCCGAGCGCCAAGGGGCUUCUCAAGGGGGAGAAUAAGGACGGCACUGAGACCUGCAUCAUCAAGAGCAAGUGCUCGCUGUUUGCGAGCAACCCGUGUGGCAUGGGAGCGUGUGUGGACGGGAGCUCGGGAGAAUACUCCUGCGGCGUGGAGUGCAACCCUCUCAAGCCUGGAACGCGCCUGCGCCUCACUCCACCAGACACCACACGCACAUGCACCACCCGAUACCCCAUCUCCAAGGCGGACAGCCUGGCAGGAAGCUGCGAUGCCAUCAACAGCAGGUUCGGCAUCCGAAUCACGGACCUCAACCCAGGAUUGGACUGCACAAAACUGCAACCAGGGCAGCAGGUGUGCAUUGAGUGGGGCACUGCAGUGGGCGGCAGCGGAGGGGGUGGGGGCACGUACCAGCAGUGCACGCAGUACCACGCAGUGGGCCCCAACGACACCUGCGACAGCAUCUUGCAGUCCAACCCCUCGCUCUCCUGGCGCUCUCUCUACCGCCUCAACGUGGGACUGCUCUGUGAUAACCUCAACCCUCUCCGCAACCAGGAGGUCUGUGUGGGCGCAACUCCCUUGGGAGCUAUUGUGUGUGAUGCAAGCAGGAGCCGCAAAUACACUCUGAUCCACGCGCGCCACCGUAGCGGCCCCGAGAUAGCCGUUGCGGACGCCACUCAGCCGCAUUCCCGCAGCCUUCGCGGCGGGGAUGCCGCAAGUUCCCACCGGCAGUUCGACUCGCAAUCACCCGAGGUCGGAGCAUCCGGAGCGCGCCAUCCGUCCUCCAGCAGCGUCGAAGGGGCAACGCGCAGCACCACCGGCGCGGGGAGCGGCGGCGCGGAGUCGAUUGCGGAGUGGAAGCGGCGAUCAGCGGAAGCGGGCGCGCACUUCUUCCCCCUGCAGCGCGCGGAAGACGCCCCCAGCAGGGAGGAGAUACACCGCCGGAUUCUGGCGCCCAAAGGCCUGGGAGAAGGCUUGAAGGGCAACGUAGAGUCAAGCAGGGCAUCUGAUGUAACGUAUUAUCCGCUGCCACUGAAGGACUAUGACAGCACGCUGCUCUCAACGGCCAACGGCACAAUGGGCAACACCAUGGUCAACUACAGCACCACCGUCAAUGAGAAGAAGAUCCCUCUCGUCGUGUAUCCGUACUACGUGAAUCUCAAGCUGGGGUCGCAGAAGCAGGAGUUCAGCAUGGCGAUUAACCUCGUAAUAUCUUCUAUGUUCGUGCCCUGCGACUGCCUGCACUGCGGCUCCAUGCGCAAGGGGACCACCUACAGCAAGCCCUUCAGCACGCUCGCCUCCACAACCCUCAAGUACAUCUCCUGCGCCGACCAGCGCUGCAUGGGGGGCACACAAUACGGGUACUUCGGCUGCAACACGCAAGGGCUCUCCAACUACCUCGACACCACGGGCCUGCUGCCUGGGGACGACGCUCUCUGCGUGUUUGAUGCAAAAGGAGAUGUAGGCUAUGAUUACUACGAAGCUGACUAUUAUGAGGCGGGAUCGAGAGUUCGGUCGGUGGGGCAUGUGGUGGAGGACACUGUAUACCUCACUGCACCUGAUGGUACCGAAGUCAACCGAUCCAUCAUUUUCGGCUGUGGAGUGAACCAGCAGGGCUACUGGGGCAUGCAGGGGUGGCAGUACGGCUCGUGGGCAGCAGGAGGCGUGCUGGGGCUGGGGCAGUAUAGCCCCUUCCUCUGGCAGCUCACCGGCCCUAAUGACCCAAGCACCUUGGCGCUGUGUUUGGAGAAGCCCACGCCCACGAACGAGACGGGGUGGGAUGGCAAGGUGCCGCUGCAGACAGGCAGCAGCCAUCUCACCAUCGGAGCCACCGGCCUCCCUGCCGGCGCCAGCUACGCCACCAUGGAUUCGUAUAAUGGUAUGCAGUACAGCGAGAUCACACUCACCUUGGGCACAGGCCCGGACGACUUCCGCUACAUCACAGACGACUACACCAACCUAUAUCGAGACCCGGCCGACCCCAUCACGCCAGGCUUCUUCUUCAUGCCCGAGUCCUUCGUGCAUCUCCUGCGCUACCCCCUCUUCAUGAGCCUUGUCGACGGGCUCAAAGUGAUGACAGGCCACAAUAUCUCUUCAGGGAAAAACGAUUUUUACCGGCUUCCAUGCUUCACCAACAAGAACAAGGCGGAGGAUCCGUUCACCACCUUCCCCACCAUCGACAUUGCUUUCUUCAGUCCAAACAGCACCAAUGCCACCUCCCACUUCUAUCUCAAGCCUCGCGAGUACCUCGCCCAGGUGUCGGCAUCAGAGUACUGUGUCCUGGUCACCUACAUGCUCUCGCAGGCCAAGUACGCCAGUUACAUUGGAGAGCCGGGGCUGCUGGGAAAGUACCUCUUCCUCGACUACACCAACGCCACUGCCGGCUGGAUUGACGCUCCUACCUGUGGAGCUGAGCCUCUGCUGCCGCCGCCCUCCCCUCCUCCACCAUCACCACCCUCACCUGUUUCCAAAGCGGCCACUCGCCCUCUCUCACCCGUGCCAGCAGCACUCUCAGCUGCCCUUGUCCUUGCCACCUCGACUGCUCUGCUUGCUCUCACACUCCUGUAG